UCCGUUGCGCGUCCCUGCUGCUUUUCUGCGCGGUCGCGUAGCGUUUCUCAUCGUCGGCGCAGCUGCGCGUGCCACCGAGACGCGUCAGGCCCCCUUUUGCCCGGAAUUAUGCUGCCCCGUUGCUGAACCAACGAAACCAACAACGAGACCACGAGGCCCCCGGUGACACGCGAUGCCCGGCAAACCCUUGGUGUUCGAUUACUUCUAAAUGACCACCUGUCCAAUCACCCAACGUCGACCAACUUAGAAUACCAGAGGGGAGAACACCGAUUUUCGAACGAGCCUCCUCCGAGCCGAGGAUACGACCAAGCACCAUGAUGAACGGUACCAAAAGUAACGGACUUCGCCACGUUAAGAAUGGUGUCGAUUACGUCAACGCUGGUGAAGAAGACCAGAUGGAAAUCUACGGAUACAAGAACAACAAGAUACUAACUGUUAUCAUCUGGUUUCUAAUUAUCAUCACCGGAGGCUUGCUCAGGCUGGUCUUCCACUGGGUACCGCAUCUGAUGUUGCUAGCCACCCAUUCCAGAUGCCGAUUAGAAGCAGCAGACACCGUUUUGCUGGUGGAGAAGUUCCAGGGGAAACACACGAGCUACUACGUGAAGAAAUUGAGGACCUUGGCUGCUCAGGAUGUACUUAACAAACCAUUCGACGGAGAGUCAUUGAUGGAUAACGAACCAUGGAUGGAGAAUGGCAACAUGAUUACCAUCAAGGAAGUGAAGGAAGAGUAUCCCACCCUGUCGCUGCAUUUAGUCGGUGGACAAUUCAAACAGGUUCCGUCGAUCGUUUUCUUUCAUUGCAAAAAGCUAACUUACGUUUGGGACCCCGAGAGAUCCGAGUUCCUGAAGCUUCGAGGCAUAGACGUUGGUGUCUUGACUUCCACGUUGCAUCAGAUGCCAGGAUUGAACUCGCACGAACAACAUAUGAGGCGCAGCGUUUACGGAAACAACGAGAUAGUGAUCCCAGUAAAGAGUAUCCUGACACUACUCUGCCUCGAGGUUCUCAAUCCAUUUUACGUCUUCCAGAUAUUCAGCUUCUGUCUCUGGGUUGCAGACAACUAUUACUACUAUGCCAUGGUCAUUCUGGCGAUGUCCAGCGUCAGUGUGUUGAUGGCAGUCUUCCAGACUCGUCGGAACCAACACAAUCUAAGAUCUACCGUGCACUCCUCUGACGUAGCAACGGUGAUUAGAGAUCGCGCAACUGGCCAAACGGCGACCGUGCCCGCUGAGAAAUUGGUACCUGGUGACAUUUUGGUUAUCCCAUCUCACGGCUGUCUGAUGCCUUGCGACGCUGUGCUUCUUACUGGAAAUUGCAUUCUGAACGAGUCGAUGCUCACCGGUGAAUCGGUCCCCGUUACCAAAACACCUAUUCCUUGCUCCAACGAGAUCGUCUACGACACCAAGGAACACGCGAGGCACACACUCUUCUGCGGCACGAAAGUUAUCCAAACCAGAUACUACGGGUCGGAGAAAGUUCUGGCUGUCGUUGUGAGGACAGGAUUCGACACCAGCAAAGGUGGCUUGGUUAGAUCAAUCAUGUACCCUCCGCCUGUAGACUUCAAGUUCGAGCAAGAUUCCUACAAGUUCGUCAUCUUAUUAGCAGGCAUAGCUAGCAUAGGCGUGCUAUAUACCAUCGUAACGAAGGCGCUCAAAGGCGUACCUAGCCAUCACAUCACUCUAGAAGCUCUGGAUCUGAUCACUAUAGUGGUACCUCCUGCUUUACCAGCGGCCAUGACAGCUGGCCGUAUGGUAGCUCAGCGCAGACUCGAGAAGAACAAGAUCUACUGCACGAGUCCACGAACGAUCAACGUGUCCGGAUCUAUCGAUUGCAUCUGCUUCGAUAAAACCGGAACGUUGACCGAGGAUGGCCUCGACAUGUGGGGUGUGGUUUCCGCUGUUGACAAGAAAUUCCAGCUGCCUACCAAAGAUAUCUCGUCUCUGCCGUUCACCGAUCUCCUGAUCGGUAUGGUCACCUGUCACGGGAUCACUUUGAUAGAGAAUCAACCGGUCGGUGAUCCACUUGAUCUGAAAAUGUUCGAGUCCACGGGCUGGACACUGGAGGAGCCCGAUGUAUCGGACACGUCCAAGUUCUCCAUGCUGUUUCCCACGAUAGUUCGACCACCGAAAGGUUCCAAGCUGCUGAAGAAGCUUCCCAACGACCUCAGAAUCUCGCUCAGCCGGCAAAACUCGAUGUCUUCCGACGUGAUGGAUAACAUUUCUUCGAAUAACCUCGACGCCACGUUGGCUGGUUCCACGGCGGAUUUGGGGGAGCAAGGUUUAGAGAUUGGAAUUGUUAGGCAGUUUCCGUUCACGUCUACUCUGCAGAGGAUGAGCGUGAUCACGAGGACCUUGGGGGCUAAUCAUUACGAUCUUUAUUGCAAAGGGAGUCCAGAGAUGAUCCUGAGCCUCUCCAGAGCAGAGUCCAUUCCAUCGGACUUUAGCAACGUGUUGCAGUACUACACCUCAGAGGGCUAUCGCGUAAUCGCUCUAGCACACAAAAUUCUGAAUCGUCUUCCCUACGCCAAGGUCCAGAGAUUGAGCCGCGAGGCAGCCGAGUCCGAUUUAACGUUCUUGGCGUUCGUGAUCAUGGAGAAUAGAUUGAAACCGGAGACAAGCCCUGUCAUUAAGGCUUUAAACACUGCCUGCAUCAAGACUGUCAUGGUAACCGGCGACAACAUGCUGACAGCACUCUCGGUUGCCAGAGACUGCGUCAUAAUCAAACCAGGUACACCAGUGAUCGCUGUAUCUGCGACACAGCAGAACCAAAUGAAGCCUCAGAUCUAUUUCACCAAGAGCAACAGUCAACCGUCGAAUGGACACGGUGAUCUCAGCGAGAUGACCGACUUGAACAGCGUAGCUAGCUUAGAAACAAUCGAGAGUGGCUCUUUCGGGAAUAAUCAGUUCGAGAACGAUGACAAUUACCUGUCAGACGAUCUACAUCAUUCGAAGAACAAAUACGUGUUUGCACUCACGGGAAAAACGUGGGCUCUGGUCAAACAGUAUUACCCUGAGUUGAUCUCCAAAUUCGUCACCCGUGGAGCAAUCUUCGCGAGGAUGUCGCCCGACCAGAAGCAACAGCUCGUUCAGGAAUUGCAAUCGUUGGGAUACUAUGUUGCUAUGGUAGGCGACGGAGCAAACGAUUGCGGAGCCCUGAAAGCCGCCCACACCGGGAUCUCCCUGUCAGACACCGAAUCGUCUGUAGCAUCGCCGUUCACCAGCCGCGAGACGAACAUUUCCUGCGUUCUAACCGUGAUCCGAGAAGGUCGUGCAGCAUUGGUCACCUCCUUCGGGAUCUUCAAGUACAUGGCCAGUUAUUCGCUCACGCAGUUCAUCUCCGUGAUGUUGUUGUACGGUAUCGAGUCUAACCUCACGGACAUCGAGUUCCUCUACAUCGAUCUCUUCAUCAUCUCGAUCUUCGCUCUGUUCUUCGGUCGUACCGAGGCGUACGACGGUCCAUUGGUGAAAACUGCACCGCUGAACAGUCUCAUCAGCACCACGCCGGUUCUCAGCUUGGUCACGCAAAUUCUAAUCGUCGCCGUGUUCCAAUACACCAGCCUCUGGCACCUCAGACAAAUGGAUUGGUUCGUACCAUUCAACGCCACGACCGUCGUUGCCGAGAACAAGGACGACGUGAGCUGCACGGAGAAUUACACGAUCUUCAUCAUCAGCUCUAUGCAAUACAUCAUUCUGGCUGUGACGUUCUCCAAGGGACACCCUUAUCGAAAGUCCCUGUUCACGAAUUACGGCCUGCUCGUCGCUGCUAUCGCUCUCACACUCUUCUCCGUUUACCUCGCGACUUUCCCUUUCGAAUGGCUGGCCACCUGGUUCGAGCUGGUGCUUCCAGAAGGCGUCAGCUUCCGGUUCAUCCUGGUCGGAUACGGCGUGGCCAAUUUCGUGAUCUCGUUGCUGAUGGAGUACAUCUUCGUCGACUACCUCGUAUUCAGCAAACUUCGCUACCGCUGGCACAACAUUGACAAAUCCAGGCGAAAGUUCCUCGCGAUCGAACGCGACAUGGCGCGUGACUUAAAAUGGCCGGCGAUCUCGAAGGAACCGCUGCCGGAAGCUGCCCCAGACAUCUUGAUCCGUCAGAACGUCACCGAGAUCAAGAUUGAGAAACGCAUACCUGAGCCAUGCCACCCUGUAGACACAAGUUUCAUGAACAGCCCGGUCUGCGCGAACUUCAAGCACUUCGGCUCGGCCAGAGAGGUCACUCUGAACCCUAGAUCCUUGUUCAACGAUCGUCGUAGCACCAUGUCGAUGCAGACGGUUCCCUAUUUCGAGGACAGAGAUUUCGUGGCGAGACAGCCGAACAUAGAGCUGGCGGCGAAGAGAAGGUACAACUCGGAGUCCGAGAAGGGGAUCAAUCGGUACGACAAGCUGUUCAAGAGUUGCAGCACCAAUCCGAUAGCAACUCUGCCUAGAAACACCGCUACCACCCUUCAGCCGCAGAAAUUGAAGGACUUCAAGAACGUUUUGAUGCAUAAGAGCGAAGACGGUCUAUCUCCCACUGCACAAAGUGUCCUUGAACUCGACAUACUACCGUCGUAGAACAUUCAUCCUCGUGGGAUUCUGAUCGACCGGAAGACGUUGCCUCGAAUAACGGACAGUGACAGAGUCGUUUUUAGGAACAACGUACUGUUCGCUGUUCGACGUGUCGUCUGAUUUGAAAACCAUGUAGACGUGAAUACCACGACAGUAGAGCACCGUUAAUCUGCCAGAGCAUUUGUUGUCCCAUGACAAAUAUGCCAAGACUGUUCAGCUGUUUAAACCAGAAGCCACACCGAGGAACGUCUGGGGAUUGGAGAUGAUCAGAAUCGUGGAGAGACGGUGGGAUUGUUGAACGAGGAACGACGUGGCCGACACGAUCUCUAUCCGAAACAAAUCGUUCACAGAGUGCAUUUAGAAUGCCACGGCGUUCACGACAGCUCGGUAGAAUUAUAAAACCGGCGACAAUUUCUUUUUUUUUUUUCUUCUCAGGAGGGACGUCGUGCGGUGGUUUGAACCGGAAGGGUCCCUUUUGACCCGGUCUUUCUUGGUCCUCCUCCUUCUUCUACUCUAGUAUUCGAGCAUACCACUUUCUCGAGAAAGUAUUAUCGUUAGUUUAUUUAUCUUAGGCAAAAUGAAUUUUAACUCGCCCUGCCGCCAGGGAGGAAGGUUCUUCUCGCAGAAGACGACACCCUUGACGCAGGCCGGUCGAAGUAGAUAGGUAGACGCAUUAUACAUAUAUAUUUUUUUGUCCCCUACCCACCUGCUCCCUCUUCCUAUUUUCAAACUCCCUCUCGCGCUACGGACCCGUCUUUUUUCACUGCGAUUUCAAAAAGGUAUAGUUAAGAUGGAAGAAGGAUAUAUUAUAUAUACAUAUAUAUGUUCCACGUGACAGGGAUAGUCAUGUGGACGCGAAUCGAAAUGAAUUUUCUAAACUAGGAGACACAUAGGAAAUUGAGAAAUAUUCCCGUUUUCACGACGAGUAUUUGUUUCCUGUUUUAAUUAUUCAUGGUAUCUCUAGUCGGAUUUUCGUCGAUCGUAACGGUCGACGACAAGUUGCUCUCCAAAAAAAAAAAAAAAAGAAAAAAGAAAACAACGUCGCGGACGAUCGUAGGCGACGUUCGUUGGCGACGAUAAUGACGACGAUGAUAAAUACGAUUUCGU
This is a messenger RNA of Habropoda laboriosa, 5648 nucleotides long. RefSeq names its product probable cation-transporting ATPase 13A3 (gene anne). NCBI's taxonomy places the organism in Eukaryota, Metazoa, Arthropoda, Insecta, Hymenoptera, Apidae. Gene Ontology annotation, cellular component: membrane. Bases 315 to 4547 code for a protein of 1410 amino acids. The record is from RefSeq and is a predicted model, not a curated record. The transcript has 10 exons. Gene Ontology annotation, biological process: intracellular calcium ion homeostasis; polyamine transmembrane transport. Gene Ontology annotation, molecular function: ATP binding; polyamine transmembrane transporter activity; ATPase-coupled monoatomic cation transmembrane transporter activity.